Ostrinia furnacalis (Asian corn borer) is the source of this 4958-nucleotide messenger RNA. RefSeq lists its product as uncharacterized. The coding region runs from base 109 to 1002 and encodes 297 amino acids. The record is from RefSeq and is a predicted model, not a curated record. Lineage: Eukaryota; Metazoa; Arthropoda; Insecta; Lepidoptera; Crambidae. The transcript has a single exon.
UUGCAAGCAAUUAAUAAGUGCAUAGACGAUAUACAUAAUAUUUAUAAAAACAUUUUAAGUUUGUGUUGUGUUUCCGAAGACUUAGAGUUCGAGGAUAGCUUGGAAACCAUGGGUUCCGACAAUUUUGACUUGAAAACGGCCUUAGCGCUGUUACCUAUAAUGACUACUCAGGAAAAUAUUACUUUGCAAUUGAUAGAUAGCAUCCAACUUUAUAGUGGCAUGCUUAACGACGAAGGCAGGAAACAAUUGAUAGAUUUUGUUUUGAAAACUAGGCUUUCUAGUAGUGCUAAGUUACGACUAAAAUCAAGUUACACAUCUAUUCAUGAUUUGAUUAAAGAUAUGCGUAUGCAUUUACUACAGAAAAAAUCUGCGAUCGCAAUUCAAUCGCAACUUCAUUGCGCUAGCCAAGGUCGCAGGUCGAUUGACAAGUUUGGGUCCGAAUUAGAACAGUUAUUCGUUAACCUAACGAUAGCACAGGCUGACGGAGACGACAAAAAAUUCGACGUCCUUCGUCCUUUAAACGAAAAAAUCGCAAUUAAACGUUUUGCAGAUGGACUGUCCGAUUCACGUUUAAGUACCAUCAUCGCCUCACGACAGUUCCAUUCUCUUCCAGAGGCAAUCCAAACCGCCCUCGACGAAAGUAGUUUAUCUGUCGGUCAAGAGCAAGUCAUGAACUUCAAUAAAUCGUAUCGUGGGAAUAGAAAUGCCAGAUUCGGUGGUAGACGCGGUAAUACCACGAAUAGGUAUAAUUCGGGCAAUAAUAAUAACCAUAAUACACAAAACGGUUAUUAUAACCAGAAUAAUAGGACUUUUUAUAGAGGUCGUUCGACACGGGGAAAUGGUCGCGGAAGGUACCAACGAGGUACCCCGCGUGGGCAGUAUGCCUCACCCCGGUCAAACGUGAACGAAGCCCGCGUUGCCCAGGUGCAGCCUGAACAAAAUGAGAGCGAACAACGCACUCAAUCUGCACCGAAUAGUGAGUUUUUUCGCCCCUUCAAUUAGCGAACAUUUCAUUUUAAACUAUAACAUAGAUAGUACGGUUCAAUUAGAGUUAGGUACGCAUGAAAAUAUAAGCUUAUUAGUAGAUAGCGGUGCAAGUAUUUGUGUCAUGAAAUAUGAGUGGCUACUACGUCACCCACAGUAUAUGAAUGCAUUGAAUUACGAUAAAUUAACUAUCAAAGGUGUUAGCGGUAGGUUAAUUUCUGAAGGUUACAUAUACUUAGAUUUAUCAUGUAAGGGCGUUAGUUUAAAAGAAAAGUUUUAUGUUUUUAAGAAUUUAUCUUGUCUUGCAGACGGUAUUUUAGGUGAAAAUUUUUUUAGGCGUUAUAAUGCCAUUAUCGAUUAUGGAACAAAUACACUAAGGUUAUCCAAUCAAGGAUCUUUAGUUUGUAUAAGCAUAGGUAGAAAUCGCGACAGGUAUGUACAUACGAUACCCGCGCGUUGUGAAGUGAUAAAACACAUUCCUUGCAUUUUAACUGAGGACAGUGUAGUUUUAGCGGAAGAAAUAAAGAAAGGAGUUUUUAUAGCCGGAAUGAUUUCAAAGCCCUCAAAUAAUAGUAUCCCAUUACGAAUUUUAAAUACAACUAAUGAGGAUAUUGAGGUUGAUUUUUCGAAUAUUAAUAUACAAUCUAUUAAUAGUUUUGAAGUAGCACAUCUCGGAAAAAGUCAUAAUUCUGUAGAGCGAGUUAAAACUUUAUUUGAUUUACUCGAUCUGAAUUACUUAAAUAAAGAGGAAAGACUCAGUAUCGAACAAAUUUGUGCCAAAUACGCCGACGUAUUUCACUUACCAGGCGAUUCUUUAUCAGUAACUAAUUUGAUGGAGCACAACAUCGUUUUAAAAGAUAAUGUGACCCCUGUCUAUAUGAAACCUUAUAGGGUCCCUCAAGCUUUAAAAAGCGAGAUAGAUAGGCAAGUACAGGAAAUGCUCGACAAUGACAUUAUAGAGGAGACAGUUUCGGAAUGGUCUAGUCCAGUUUUAUUAGUACCAAAAAAGGCAGACAAAUCAAAUCAAAAGAAAUGGAGGUUAGUAGUUGACUACAGACAGUUAAAUAACAGAAUACAAGAUGAUAAAUUCCCGUUGCCCAAUAUUACCGAAAUCUUAGAUUCUUUAUCAGGAAGUAUAUACUUUUCAAAAUUAGACCUUUCACAGUCAUAUUAUCAGUUAUCUUUAAGUCCAAACUCACGUAAAUAUACCUCAUUUAGUUUAAAUAAAAUGUACCAACUUUCUCUCGAUAGUGAAUCUCGAAAAUAUACCACAUUCACAGCUGGAAAACAGUACCAAAUGAAGCGCUGUCCAAUGGGACUUAAAACAAGCGCAAGUGUUUUUUCUAGACUAAUGACGAUAGCUAUGGCCGGUCUUAAUUACCAAAAAUGUUUCAUUUAUCUCGAUGAUUGCGUUGUAAUAGGAAAUUGUAUCGAAAACCACAACAAAAAUCUCAUUGAUGUUCUAAAUCGAUUCAGAAAAGUAAAUUUAAAAUUAAAUCCCAUCAAAUGUGAAUUUCUGCGAAAAGAAAUAGUAUACCUGGGACACAAGAUAACUCAGGAAGGUAUUUUCCCAGACCCAGGCAAAAUUGACACCAUACAGACUUACCCACGGCCAAGUUGCGCUGACGAAGUAAAACGCUUUGUUGCAUUUGCCAACUACUACCGACGAUUCAUAUCAGGUUUCGCUGAUAUCGUGUAUCCACUUAACCGAUUGUGUAAAAAAGGUAUAAGUUUUGAAUGGACAAAUUAUUGCGAAAUUUCAUUUAAUAAAUUAAAAUCCGCACUUAUGAACCCUCCCGUAUUAGACUAUCCAGAUUUUUCGGAAAAUAAUAUCUUCAAAUUACAGACGGAUGCAUCCAAAUUAGGUCUUGGAGCAGUAUUAUCAAAUGGAAAUGGAAAAGUAAUCGCAUAUGCUAGUCGAAGCUUAAAGCCAGCCGAGACUAGAUAUCCAGUGAUAGAAUUAGAGCUAUUAGCCAUAGUUUGGGCUGUUCGUCAUUUUCGUCCUUACUUAUACGGCCGAAAGUUUAAAAUCUUUUCUGACCAUAGACCUCUCGUUUAUUUAUUCGGAUUGAAAGACCCAUCCAGUCGUUUAACUAAAUUCCGUUUAUAUUUAGAGGAAUACGACUUUGUUGUUGAGUACGUCCCUGGUCGAAAUAAUGCAGCUGCAGAUGCGUUAAGUCGACUUCAGGUGACCUCACAAGACUUAAAAGAUAUGCACGAACAAGUAGUAUCGGUUUUGACUAGAGCUCAAAGCAAACGUAAAAUGACUCAAGUAGGAGACCAACAGACUGACAACCUUCCUCCAGCUUGCGGGCCUGAUCAACCUGCGGCUGUGGAAGUACUUAAAAAACCAAACGAUGUAGUCGAGUUGCGUUUUUCCGACAGUCAAAAAUUUGCAAAUAACUUACAAAUAUUAAAAACAAAAUAUUGCACGUACGUCCCAUCGCAAUCCGCGAUAUUUCUUUAUUCUCGAUCGUUAUCAUCCCCAGAGGAGUUAGCGAGAGAUUUAGAAAAAAUGUGCUUAAAAUUAAAUAUUAAAGAAUUGCUCAUAACUAAAAAUAAGAGUAAUUGUAAAUACAUUACAUAUUUGCUGCGCAGCAUAAAUAAAUGUAAAAUAACGUCACCAAGAUUUUUAAUUAUCAAAGACUUAAAAAGAAUAAAUGAUAAAGAUGAAAUUAUUACGAUUUUAAAUGACUUUCACCUCUUGCCCACAAGUGGACAUGCAGGAAUAAAUAGGAUGAUAAAUAAUAUCAAAAAAUAUUACUUCUGGCCAGGAAUGUCCAAUGACGUCAUGAAGUAUGUAAAGCGAUGUAAAAGUUGUCAAAUACAAAAGUCUUCGAAUAGACAUUUUAAAGAGCCUUUGACGAUAACGUCAACUGCUAACUCAGCGUUCGAACGUGUUAGUUUAGAUAUAAUGGGCCCACUAGAUAUAGAUAAUUAUAAUAACAAAUAUAUUUUAACUAUUCAAUGCGAUUUAAGCAAAUUCGUUGAGGCUUAUCCUCUGCCAAGGAAAGAUAGUGAAACAGUAGCUAGGAGUUUUGUAAACAACUUUAUAUUACGCUAUGGAGUACCGAAACAGUUUAUUAGUGAUAAGGGAACUGAGUUUACAUCUUCCGUUAUGUCUGAAGUUUGCAAAUUACUAAAUAUAGAAAAAAUCCAUUCAACCCCGUAUCAUCAUGAGACUAUAGGUGGUUUAGAAAACACACACAAGCAUCUCGGUGCGUAUCUCAGAAUUCAAUGCGAAAAUAAUAAGUCUGAUUGGAGUGAUUGGAUUCCAUUUUGGUGUUUUUCUUUUAACACUAGUGUACAUUCACAAACAAAAUAUACUCCAUAUGAACUUGUUUUUGGCAAAGUUUGUAAUUUACCAAGUAACUUAUCAGAGCAUGUAGAUCCAUUAUACAAUUUUGAUGACUAUCCCAAGGAACUUAAAUAUCGUUUACAAAAAGCUCAACAAGAUGCUAGGCAAAAUUUGUUACAUUGUAAAGAUAUUAGAAAAGUUAAAUAUGAUCAAAACAGUUGUAAUUUUAAAUAUAAACCAGGAGACUUAUUAUUAGUAAAAAAUCAAGUAGGCAAUAAAUUAGAUUGUGUUUAUAAAGGUCCUUAUAAAGUAAUACAAGACAUUUCGCCAAAUGUAAAAAUACUUAAAGAUAAUAAGGAAAUUGUUAUUCAUAAGAAUAAUACUAAGUUGUUUAAUAACUAAAAAAAAAGUUUGUUUUAUUAUUAUGAUGUGUUAUGUGUUAUGUAUUGUGAUUAUAACAUUGUCAUGUAUAAUUUUAAUAAAUAGUUAUUGUACUUACUUAUUAAUAGACUACUUAUGUAUGUAAAGCUCAAUGAUACGUGGCCAAACUUUUUUUUUCUUGCAAAGGGGAGGCACCUACCCUUUACUUUUCGGGGGAGGUGAAGUAUGUAAAUUGCUUACUUUACAAAUAGCAUCCAAUUCCCGUAAACCGGUCACGCGCACGUAUCGUUCUGCU